Messenger RNA from Pelobates cultripes (western spadefoot toad), 6157 nucleotides. Lineage: Eukaryota; Metazoa; Chordata; Amphibia; Anura; Pelobatidae. The record is from the annotation of a GenBank genome assembly.
UAGUGCAUUAUUGCCUCCAUGCUACAAUCUGAUUCCAAUUCUGGCCAGUGGAGAAAUCUUUGGGAUGAACAAUGAGAUUUGGUUGCAUUUGUUGGACAGCGCUCACUGCAUGGAUAGUCUUUCUGCUGUAAUUAUGGAAACCCAAGAUUUGGCAUAUCCGCUUCUCAGAAGAGUCACCAUGCACACAAUGGCUGAUGAUAUAUUCAAGCAGGCAAACGUUGUCAUUGUUCUCGAUAAUGCCAUUCCCAAGGUGGAUCAAUGUCCUGAAGAAUAUAUUAAAAUGGUAACCAGUGAAUGUGCGAAGUAUGGAGCGCUCAUUAAUCAGAAUGCAGACAAGGACGUGAAAGUGGUUGUGGCAGGAAGUAGCUAUGUAAACCUGAAGGCACUAAUAAUCGCAAGCAAUGCACCUUCCAUCAACCAGCAUAAUAUCGUGGCAUUGCCAACACAGCUGGAAUUUGAAGCUAAAGCUCUGAUAGCAAAGAAAUUGAACACACAAUCAGCAGGUGUGAAAGGAAAUUGAUUUUGUUUCACUAAUUAUUAUAUAAGGUGCCAGCAUAUUCAUCACUAUAAUAUAAUACAAAUUAAAACAUAUGCAAUCAGGAACACAAAGGAACAAUCUUAUUCUAGAUUAAGAUACGUCUUUACGAAUCUUAAAAGGCAAGAAGGGUUAGGUAUGAGAAGGUCAAGGUUUGUUAACUGAUGGAAAAACAGGCAGCAGAAACAUUAGGAGCUGAUACAAUACCUAAAACAAGUGGUCAAUUAUGGGGAUUUUAGAAAAGUUUGGAAAAUCUAGCAGGACAUUAUAAAUAAUGCAACCUUAGAGAAGUUAUGUGUGGGGGAGUUAAAUAGUGAAGUUUAGAGCCAAUAUUUUGCACUGUAAAAGAGAGGUAAAGGAGAUGAUAGUAGUGAUAAUUUGAGGUACAGUUGUGGGAACCAUACUAGGUGCGAACUAAGGUUUUGUAUAUAUUCUUGCAAAAAGCAAGAAGCCAUUGUAAAUAUAAACAGAUGAUGUUUAAAGAGGCAUGGUUACGCAGGCUAAGUGUGGGUCAUUUCCUAAAUACAGGGCAAUAUGAUACAGUACAAACCAAUGUGAAAUAUGUAGAAACAGCUGAGUUGGUUGAUGAUGAAAGGAUGUUUUUUUUUUCUUUGCAUUUUCUGCUAGAAAGGUCUGCAUUAAUUUGGAGGUUGAGAGAUUGUGUGAGGAGCUAAAACAGACCCCAAAGUUGACAAUGAUGCCAAAAGGCAGGAAUCCUGGGUUCAAUGAAAAUUCAGAGGGACACAUUCAGCGGAGGAAAAAUCUAAAAUGCAUUUAUAAGCUUAAUACAUAACUAUUUUUUUACAUUGAUUAAAAAGUAAUUUAUGAAUACACAGAUAAUAUAAACGCAUACAGUCCUAUAAGUAAUUAAAUACAUACCCAUGGACAUUUAAAGUGACAGUUUACCUUGCUAAGGUAUUGAAGAGAUAUGAGGUAUUGAGUUUGGUUGGAAUAAAUGUUGAAAUUAAUACGUUCUGCCCAUAACCUCAUAUUUAACUGCAUAUCGUCUUUUAUCUCAAGGAAUACUCUGCAACAACUGCUUAGUGUUCUGAAUCAAGAUCAGUAACCCCAACCUAAUGACUAUAUAUCCCUGACUAGCCCCCAAAACUGUUUAGCAGUGUUUGUUUGUUUAGUGUUCAUUCCUAACAAGUAAAUAUCACCAUUCACCAAAAAGUUCUAUAUAGCUAUACCCCGCUUUACAUACACUCACUUUACAUACACAAAAACAUACCCGCGAGUGUACGUAACGGUGCCUCGCAAGUACGGACAUUCCCGCUCCUCUUCUGUCAGUGAGGGAACAGGAAAUGGAAGGUUCUAUUCUCGCCCGGAGCAGCUCAGUUCAGUGUCUUUGGGGCAAGAAGUUUUCACACCUUCUGACAUGGCACAGGUUAAUCAUCUCAUUCUGUUUUUGUUUUAUGGGUUGAGUUAGGAUCUGUAAACCUCAAACAUAUCAGGACAAAUGUAUAAUGUCUACUCCUAGCUGAACAUAUAUAUUUUUUUUUCUGCCCCUACAUUGUCCAUAUUCUGCAAUCGGCUGCCAUCCAGAGAAAGGGUUUACCCUGCCAUUUUCUAUAACUAUGACUUAGCAGCUUAGCUGCAUUAGCCACAAUUCCGAGGAUUCAAAGUUAAACCAUAAAUGCUUAAAGUGAUGAAGAGGUGUUUCUAAACAAAGUUUGCAACUAAGCUGCUAAUAAAUACAAAUUGGCACUGUAUUGACAGAAAAUGGCCCAGGGGCACAUUUGUUAUACUUUUCCUCUUAGUUUAAAGGGACACUCCAGGCACCCAGACCACUUCUGCCUAUUGGAGUGGUCUGGGUGCCAACUCCCACUACUCUUAACCCUGCAAGUGUAAUUAUUGCAGUUUUUUCUAAACUGCAAUAAUUACCUUGCAGGGUUAACUCCACCUCUAGUGGCUGUCAACAAGACAGCCACUAGAGGGCACUUCCUGCAUCAUAGCACAGAAAACCUGUGUGAGGACCUCCAGCGUCGCUCAAUUCCCCAUAGGAAAGCAUUGAAAAGCUAUGGGGAGCUCUAAUGCGCAUGAGCAUUAGGUCUCUCCGGCCGGUGGGUGGGAUCAGUCUCACCCACAGGCCGACGUAAUACAGCGGCCUCUGGUAAGUUACUGAAGGGGUUUUCACCCCUUCAGCAACCGGGGAUUGGGGGGCUGGGAGGGAGAGGGGACCUGCAGUGCCAGCACUGGCGUUUCCCUUUAAGGUUGUCAAAUGGUUAAAACAUUAAAGAUAAAUCUGGAAUGAGAUUUUUCUUUUUACGGUUUGUUUUAACUGAAUAAAAGCCCACUGGAUAUCACUAAAUAAAUCACUGGAAAUCUGCAGUUGCAGUAUCAGUUAUGCCUUUAAAUUACUAUUGCAAUGCAGUACAUGCAUUGGUAAGUGAAAAAAGAUAUUGCUUCGCUUUAAGUACAUUUUCGUUUUACAUAUAUGCUCUGGUCCCAUUGUGUACUUACAAGUGGGGUAUGCCUGUAGUGUGUUUUAGGUCCUGAAUAAAAGUUGUGUACUCUGAAAUUUAGUGUUUGCUAAAAAUUGUCCACUACAAAUAUCCUAACACCCUUUUCACUAGACUAAUUUAUGUAGCUCAGAUAUAAAUUAUUUAUCAAAAAGACCAAAAGGAUACCGCACUUUAAUUUAAAGAAAAGAUUAUUAAAUUGUGAUUUAUUGACACAACAUAGUAAUACUAGAUUUGAAAGGAAGUAACAUUCCGAGCGCGCAUCCCCGGACCUGCUUGGCCUCCCGAGCGCGCAUCCCGGACCUGCUUGCCUCCAUCCUGCUAUCACAGAAAAGCUACUCAAAGAGAUAUGAACAAAGAGCUAAAUUGGAAACACUGGGUUCCUUUCCUGUUCUUUGAAGAGUCUGCAUGUCAUUGAAAACCCAUCAGGAGGCCUCCUUGAUUCUCUAUGGGUAAGAUCUGACCAAAUCCUAUUAUAGAACGUUUUUCCUUAUAUUUUUAAAUUUUUUUCAGAUUUUUUGUUUUUUUCCGUUCAUUUUCUUUAUUUUUUAUGGGAUCUACAGCAACAUACUCCAGAUUGGGACAGGCUAAUAGACUCCUUGACUAUUCUUCAGGAACUUUGAUGUCACAGAUGACUGAUAACUAUUUCUCUAAGGGUUUUGCUUCUUGCAGAGGAUCAUUGGCAGGCAGUAUUGUAUAUUUUAUAAUGCUGUCACAUUAUACUCUAUGUAUAGGUAGAUUGUAUUUAUGGUGAUUUGGCAACUAGCACUUUAAGAUAUCUUUUGCACUUUAACUAUGGUGGGCAAAUCAUUGAACUGUGAUGUAUAUUUAUCAUUGCACAGGAUAGAUUAACACUCUAUCUAGUAUUACUAUGUUGUGUCAAUAAAUUAUCAUUUAAUAAUCUUUUCUUUAAAUUAGAGUGUGGUAUCCUUUUGGUGUUUUUGUAUUAUUUGAUUUUGUGUUCUUAGAGGUGACCUAGAUACCUGCACCUUGUGUAUGACUAAGUGCAAGUACUAUUUUUAUUUUUUGAUUAGUUAUUUAUCAAUUGUGCGUCUUGUUUUGGCAGCUGUCAAGGAUGUGAUUGUCUGGGGGAAUAUUAAUGGAAUCAAUCACCUAGAUCUUCGUGACGCAAAAAUUUACCAGUAUGAAAGCUCUGUGUGGGGACCUCCAACCUUCUCACGUCCGUUGCUUAAUAUGAUAUAUGACAGGUGUGUCAUGUGCCUUAUAAUUAUACAGAUAAUACAUUCAUGUUUUUGCCUCUGUUAAUGUGUUAAAAACUUAUUGCUUUGUUUCAUUUUUGAAUCAUUAUGGCAAAGUAUUAUGUUUUACAGCAGUAAGAUAACAAGGUAUAUUGUUUGAGAGAGGUAAUUUUUUUAUGAGACUGGAAAUGUCUUGAAAUAACAUUUUUGUUAAUCUUGUUUUUCUGUCUACCAUUCUGUGAGCUGGUCAGACAGGGACACCUCUACAGACCUCUGUGCAUUUAAUGUUCUAUGAAUUGAGAGAGAGUUAUUUACCAAAGUGUGAAUAUCUGGGAAUGUGGAAAUGUGGAAGUCAAAAUGGCAAAAUUGGGAAAAUUAUCCAAGUCAGUUAUGUUUCCAGUUUAGCUGUGUUGGCCUAAAAUUUGAACUUCACCUCAAAGUCAUAAAAAUUAACACUUUAUGAAAUAAUCCUGAUAGAUAUUCACAGGAUCUUUAUUUUUGCACUGAGAAUCUUAUGUAAAAUGUCUAUGGUUAGGUAUAUUUUUUCACUGGUGUGCAUUAGAGCUCAGUUAUAAAUGUUUUCACCAAGAAACCUUUAAAGCAAAUCUGUAACAUCCUGAGAUUUUUUAUAUUAUGUUUACUCAUCCCCUAUUUUAAACAAAUAUGUGUUUAUGAGUACUGCAGUAUUAAGUUACAUGUAGAAAUUAAUACUGCUGUAUUUGCUUUAUGGAAAUGAACACUUUGGAAUGGCUAAUUCAAUUAUUGUUAUAAAUGAGGGCAGGCUUAGAGCUGCAAUAUAAAAAUUGCAGUUCUCUGGGACUGCAAUAUUUAACAUUGUGGCACUAAGUGCAAAAGGGACACAGCACCCAGACCACCUCAGAGAGCUGAAGUGGUCUGGCUGCCUACAGUGUCUUUAAGCAAAAAAACAUAUGCUUAAAAAGCAGUUAUUCUUUAAUACACGUAUGUUUUCAUGUGCGUGAAUGCAAUAUUCUGACAUUUAAUUUACAAACUAGCCAAAUAAAUUAAGUAAUAAAUAAUAAUGAUAAUAAAAAAAAAUCUAUUUUUGUUUCAAUAUGGCUUAUUUUCAAAUUGAACUUGGGCAAUUUAGUGCCUUCUGAAAAAUAAGCAACUCAUGAUAGAAAUGUCAUGUCAAUUAAAACAAAACACACUGGUGAAAAUUGGCUUGGUCUCUUGACUAUUGAAAAUGGCACAGCAGAGAAUAGGUUAAUAUCCAUACACACAUUGGUUGCUUGCAUAUCACAUUUAAAAGUUGUGAGAUGCUCUUGAAAUACCAAUUAAAGCUUAGAAAUAUCUAUAGUAUUUUAUAUUCAUAUCUUCAUUUCUCCUCCUAAUCCUGAUAGGAAAUGGCUUAAGAAUAACCUUGUACAAGAAUGGCGUGAAAGAAGGGAGCAUCGUUCCGGCAUGUCAGCUGCCCAUUGUAUAGCCAAAGUUUUGUCGUGGUGGCAUAAGGAUUCGGACACUGGAGAGAUAGUUUCAUUGGGUGUAAUGAGUGAAGGUUUGUAUUGGAAAUAAAACACACACAAAAAUAAAUGUAGUGGAUGAAAAAAUAUUUAGAACCAGGCCAUUCAUUAGGCUGUCUAUACAUGCACAAUUUAUUUAUUCAUACACACUCACAGUAUCUGCAUACACUGAUGUCUUUUCAUUUCAUUUUGUAUUCAUAGCCAAUAUUCCUAUAUAUAAAUAUUCUCGUUCACCAACAACAUUGCAGCUUAUGACAUCAUUAUUUGUAAAAUAUAGUGUUCAUUGUAUCUCUUCCUAUAUAUAUAUAUAUAUAUAUAUAUAUCUUUCUGUUAUAGGGGAGUUUGAGCUGCCAGCUGGUAUUGUUUUCUCCAUGCCAGUGCGAUUCCAGCACGGAGAUUGGCAGGUGUGUAUUCAAGUCACCAUCCCAGAGGAAAUGAAAGAUAUUUUAUUGCAAGCAGCCAAGGAGCUAAUCAAGGUAA